Molecule: messenger RNA, 4113 nt
Organism: Poecilia reticulata (guppy)
Lineage: Eukaryota; Metazoa; Chordata; Actinopteri; Cyprinodontiformes; Poeciliidae
Gene: zbtb32
Product: zinc finger and BTB domain containing 32
Biological process (GO): regulation of transcription by RNA polymerase II
Molecular function (GO): DNA-binding transcription factor activity, RNA polymerase II-specific; protein binding; RNA polymerase II cis-regulatory region sequence-specific DNA binding
Source: RefSeq, a predicted model, not a curated record
GUUAAUAGAAGUAGCAAUAGUAUUAUAUUUUGUUUCAGAUCAAUGAAUUGCAAAUUCAAAAUGCGGAACACGUAGAAAAGUCGUUUAUGUCGCAUUGGCAAAAAUUGCCCUUGGGGAAGUUUUACAUGCAUUUGCACAGACGAUAUUCUGUACACCAAUUCAUGCCUGCUUUAUCUACCUAAACUGAAUAAUGAGUGUUAUUGAUAUAGUACGUUUACAAUCUGCUAUGAUGACUUUUAUUCUUCCAUUUAUCAAGUGUACACCGAAGUGAAACCUUUAGCUUGCAUAUGACCCUGGUAUACAGUAUGUAUAAAGUUGCUCUACUGUCACUUUCACUCUCGAUGCUGCAUGUAUGGACUCUGCUCAGCGUGUAUGUGAGCAAAGAUGGCAAAGACAAAAAUCAACAGAUGCCAAACUGUUGCAAAAAAUAACUUGUCCUUUGAACGUAUUGCUGUUUUUUUUUUCCAACAUGGGAAUUGAAAAAUCUAUAUUAAAUUAUCAGUCUGAUGCAUUUUCUUUUUGUUAAAGAGCAGCACUAAACAAGUCACUUCCAGAAAAUAAUUUUCUAAUUAUCAAUUUUUCCUGUCGUAGUUAGAGAUCAAACAGAGAAACAACUGAAGUUGUUUAAAAUUGUGCCACAGACAAUUUCUGACCUCAGUUUGGAAAAACAGCAGUGCAUUAUAAAUCGCAAGAGACUUUCGAGACCACAGCCUUCCAAGCAGCUGGUAGACACACAGCAGCAACAUUUUCAUCUCCAGAUUCUCAAUCUUAGUUGCAAAAUUCCAAAUAUUUCUAUUUGAUAUGCAGAUAUUUACAUAUUACACCCCUGCACACUUUUGCAUUUGAUGUCUGUCACACCUAAAUACAGCUUUAUUGUUGUUGACGUUCAAACUUUACUCAUGUUUUCUCGAGUGUACAGUCAUUAGUCAUGGUUUCAUACACUGUUAGGGCUUUGCGGCUUUUAGAGUGCAUAUGUGCUCUGUGAAUAUCAAAAGUGUCACUUAGCAGAGUACAUUUUCACAAAGCGACAUGUUUUAGCCUGAUAACACACAUUGCUGUGAUUGAGGUAAAUCUUAUUGCAGAAGUAUAGGAAAAUAUGUAAAUUUUAGUUUCUGUGGUGGGUUAAAAAAUUAUGAGUAUUAGCUUGCAUGCUGGAUAAAAAAGAAACGUGUUAUUAAAUAUGUUAUAAUGAUUAACUAAAUCUCAUGUGCAAGCUGUCCCCUUGACUCUCGCCACUGACAACACUAAAUUAGGAGGCAGGGGGGAAAAACUAUUUAAACCACAGCAAACACAUUCUUUUUUCUUCUGCCACUGAUUUCCAUUCCAGAGAAAUGCAACAAAGAAACAGAACUGAUGUUAGCACAAUGUAGGAAUCGUCUGAUCACGUCCUGUGUUGUGGUUUUCUCUUUUCAGAACCUCGCAGAUAUUUCCAGAACGUUCAGAGAUGAUCCGAAUCAACAACACCCAAUACUUCCACUUUCUGCAGCAGGCAGAUGUCCUCCGUCAAUCAGGGUCGCUUUGCGACGCCAUCAUCUCGGUGCAGAGCCAAACGUUUCGGGCGCACCGGUUAGUUCUAGCCUGCGCUAGUAGAGCGUUAGCGCAGCACCUAGCCAAAGGCGACGCAGACAGCCCAGCCCAUUGCACACUGGAGUAUUUCUCUCCCCACACCUUCCAGCAAGUCCUAGACUUCACCUACACUCAAGCUCUUGAAGUGCCGGUGAAAGACCUGCAGCAGCUGCUAAGAGCCGCCCAGGUCUUAGAAAUGCAGCUGCUGGAGGACCAGUGCCGCAAGCAGCUGGACCGCCUCGAAGCCAGAGAGAAGGAUAAAAACAGAGAAGCAGUAGACCUCACAGAGGAAGAUAGAAGUGUAGAAGAGAAAGAUCAAAAGCAAAAAGGUAGACCAGUUUCUGAGAGCAAAGUCCAAAAAACAUCCUCCCCGGUAGAAAAGCCAAGCUUUGGCAUCGUCAUGGAAAAUGCUUCAAUCGCUGAUUCUGCGGAUGUCCCCACCAACCAAAAAUCCCCAAAAAGGAAGGCAAAAUUGUCCCCGAUGUCAGCGACCCUGUGCAACAGAGAUAGUGUCAUUACCAGGCCCAACAGCAGCGGUUCCUCCUUCUCUUCUGCGUGGGCAUUCCCUACGAACAUGUGGGACAAUGGGAAUCACCUGAACACCCUAAUGCGAAUUGCAGGGAACUAUUCUAACUUUUUUGCAUCUCACCCCCUUCCGUCCUCCAACCAGACCUCUGUGGUAUGCCCAUUCCCCCUCUCUUCUCAACACAUGUUCCCUUUACUCAGUUCCCAUUUUCAAACUCCCCUUCAGAGCACGGCACUAGGCUACUCACGUUUGCACCCCCAUCCCUACGCUCAAAAUCUGUACACGGAGACUUCGAGGAUGGGCAGCAUGAUCAAGAAUGGCAUUUUGAAGAGAAAAAAAUUGAGCCACACCAGUCAAACUGUGGAAACAAGCUAUCCCAAAAUGCCGAAAGUCAAAGAAAGAGCUGACGGGUGCCAACACUGCAGUUCAAGACUCCUCUGUGAUCCAUUGCUGCGAGAGUCAGCCUCCACACAAUUAGGUCAAAACUGUGAUGGAUGUCAGUUCUGCGGAAGAGAUGCCGUGCAACACGAAGCGAAUGCUAGAGACCACAGAGGAGAAAAACCCUACCAGUGCAAACACUGUCCAAAGAAGUUUAGCCUAAAACAUCAGCUCGACACACAUCACCGCGUUCAUACGGGAGAGAAGCCGUUCGAGUGUCGUCUGUGUGGUCAGCGCUCACGGGACUACUCUGCCAUGAUCAAACACCUGCGGACCCAUGGCGGCGCAGCGCCCUACCAGUGCACCGUGUGCCUGGAGUUCUGCAGCAGCCUGGUCGCCAUGCAGAGGCACGUCAAGAGCCACGCUGUGCAGGACUUCCCCCCUGACUGGAGCAUCAACAACACCUACUUGUACAUCUCCCACAUAUGAGGCCAUCCUCAUAAAGCUGUAGCUUUAGUUGGUGAAUCUCCUGUGAGGCUGUUUAAUUCAGGUUGUAUUUACAGUACGGGAGAUGUGCUUAACCCAUACAAAAGUGAACGUUGAAUAAAAACAUUUCUCCAAUUUGUGGUUCAAGGUCAAACCCGACAUUCAUGGGUGUAAUAUCUAUGCAAAAUGAAACCGUUCUCUAUUUGCAUUUGCAACAAUAGGAAAUACAGAUGCAGUACUAUUUCCAGUGACAUUAAGGGUUUUGAAAGUGUUUACCAGGCAUUAAAGCCACAUCAGCAUCUAAUCCUCGAUGCAUGACGCAGGAAUCCUCCCUCUGACUUUCAAAAUUAUUAUUGGACUGCUUGUGCCAUCUUCGCAGCCUUCACCCGGGUUCACAGCGCCCUCAAGAGGACAUGCAGCGAAAACAAAAAUCUGCAUUUUCUUGUGCUGGAGCUUUAAAUGCCUCGCUAGAAAGAACACAGGAAAUAUCAGAAUCAGCCCUACUAUCACUGCACAGUAAAAAUAAAACGUAAUAAUUAAUUUAGUUAAAACCAUAUCAUACUCACAUAUAUGUGAGUAUGAUGUGGUUAUAUGAAUAGGCAGGUCAGCAUGCAUAUAUGCAUUUUAUUCAUUCUUAAAUAUAAAAAUGUGUCAAACUAGAUUAUCAACAUCAUCAUCAACAUUAACUGAAAUAUGAUAAAGGUUGCAUGUGCUAUUUUUUAAUCUAUCAUUCUGCUGUAUUACUAUUUAAUAAAUGUUAGAUCCUCUAGCCAAGUUACUUUUUAAUCCUCAGCUAAGAUCUUUCGUUUUCUGUCAUUCAUUGCCAAAUGCAUGGACAUCAAUUCACCUACAACACGUCCUUUAGAUUAAAUAGCACUCGGUAGAUGAAAUGCUUUUUACAAAAGCUACACAUGCGGUAUGUUACAACUGAUGUUUUCUCAGUAGUUUAUGUUUGCGAUACGUGACAUUAUAAAAUGCUUCCUCCAGGGAGCUUUCUGUACAGCUUACAGGCCUGCUACCACUUACUGAUAAGAGUGAGUUUCAACAGCAUUAUCAUAAUAAGUAUGAAAAGGAAUAUAAAUAAAUGUUUAUUUCUUUUGCCAGCUAAGCAUUUACCAGAUAAAUGUGCUAUGUUACUACUGAUACUACUGUUACUA